Messenger RNA from Triticum aestivum (bread wheat), 1328 nucleotides. Its product is annotated as SKI family transcriptional corepressor 2. Lineage: Eukaryota; Viridiplantae; Streptophyta; Magnoliopsida; Poales; Poaceae. The record is from RefSeq and is a predicted model, not a curated record.
UAUCCCGUGCUCCUGGUUUCUCUUUACGUUUACAGUGAAGGUGAAUGGUACCGUGGUUCUCAGCUUAGUCAAACUAAUUAAGGAAGAGCAGCCCAUUUUUUGCAUGGUCAACGCAUUAGAAAAUAAUGCGGCCCAAAAUUAGUUCAUCUUCUAUGGUCAUACAAAAAAAAACAAAUUGAACAUUCCCCUAGAAAAAAAAGCAAAUUGAAUAUCGUGUGAGUGACACCUAGUGUUAGAGCAUCUCCACCCAUGCCCCCGAGACGCCCCCAGAAGCCUUUUUUAUCGCCGGCGAGUAAAAAUCCUCCCAGCGUCAGUCCCAGAGUCACGUUUUUCGCCGAAUCAGACGAAAAUCACGGCCGGCGCUCGCGAGGUGAACCCAGGAAACCGGGGGGCUGCUGGGCGCGCCGACGCUAUGCUUUUGCUGCCAAAGGCCCAUUGUCAGCCUCUCUUCUACUUUUCCUGGCUAGGCUCACCAUGUGGUGCAUGCAAAAAAACAAAGCUUCUCUUUCCCGCAUGCUAGCCGCUCUGCUCCUCGCUCCUCUCUCCCCUGCUCCCCGUCUCCCUCUCCCGUCGCCGGCCCCGCCUCGCGCCGCCAUCUCGCUCCCGCAGCUGCCUCUCCUCGCCGCCUACACUGCCGCCGCACAGCAGGAGCCGUUGGACGCGAGGAGCAGUGCGUCCAGAAGCUUCCGCGUCGAGAUCGGUAGUGUGAGCAACCGACCGCCGCACCUACUCCCUCGGCUCCUUCGACUACCGCGUCAACGAGGAGAUGGAGGCCGUGGUGGCGCGCAUCGGUGCUGGCGGAUGCCGCGGGGCCCGGGCGAGGCGCUGGCGGAGGCUGCAGGGCCCGGGCGAGGUGGACGAGCGUGGGCGGCCAUCCGCGCGCUCUCGGCCUCCUCCCCGGCGACGCCGCUUGGCCCUCCCUCCGCCCCGGCGCUGGCGGAGGCCGCAGGGCCCGGGCGAGGCGCUCGCGGAGGCGGCGGGGUCGCGCGGGCGGCGCGGCCUGGACGGGACGGCGGGGCGAGCCUGGGCGGGAGCGGGCGCGGACGGGGCGGCGAGCAGAGGUGCGGAGGCGCAGGUCGCGGCCAGCGCAGACGGGGCGGCGGCGAACCGUGCCAGGACGGCGCAAGGCCCGCGGAGCGCGAGGCAAACCGGCGUCGGCGGCCCGGGCGCUCGAGGCGUUGUGCUCCUCGCGGACUUCGACGACUCCUUCUCACGCGCCGUGGCGCGCAUGGCGUGGGGCUUGGGAAGGAGGGAGAACGGAGCCGGGGCCGUGGCCGCGCGGGCGGGUGGGCUGACGCCGGCGAGCGGGCCGAGGCCGUGGCCGCGCG